AUACAUUCGACGUUGUGUGUAGACUGUGUAGAGAAGAGGGAGGCUAAUUUUUUGUGACGUCACAAUCACAUGAUAGAGAUUUCUUGCAGUUCCCAACAGCUCGGCUUUGCAUUGGACUUUUCUGAAAUUUAGCUCUGCUCUUUGGAGAUAAUUACCGUUCGUGCCACAAACGUGUCCAGCCAAAAGAUCAAGCUCCAAAAUGUUUCGAGCUGGAGUUCCUAUCUUGUUGCUCCUGCUUGUGUCGCCAAUUUACUGUGCGAUAUCAGAUCCUCUACCAUUUACAACAACAACUGAUGCGCCAGAGACAACAACGAAUCCCGCACCCACGACGACAACACCCUCAACCACAACCCCUGCAACUACGACCUCUGCGACCACCACAACAACAAGCACCGCCGCACCUCCUACUCCAAUUCCAGUUCCUCCAGAAAUUGGCAACUGGAAUGUCACUGAUAAAAACAAUAUCACCUGUCUGAUGAUCCAGGCUACAAUUAAGAUGUCCAUCGAAUAUACAAAGACGGAUAACAAGACCGGAAGCGUGGAUCUUGUUGUCCCCAUCAACAGUGUUGCGAGUGGAACAUGCGACAACGAAACGCAGAGCAUUUCCAUCUCGUGGGCCCCAGUGGGUCUUCCAGCUGGCCAGAUGGAUAAGAUCGACAUUGUUUUCACCUUGAACACCACCACCAAGUCGUACCAUGUUACGAAACUGACCGCCAGCGUUUACCCAACUAACUUCCCUGGUGCUGCUGGAAAAGAUGUUAUUACCCUGGAAUCAAAAACCAUUCAAACCCAGAUCCCACCCAUUCCCCUGGCCAUGUCUUACCGUUGCACGAAGGUGGAGUCAUUCAACCUGACUGGAAACUCGACCCUGGAAAUCACCCAGUUGCAACUCCAGGCCUUCCACGCUGCCACAGACAACAAGUUUGGAGCUGCAAGCGACUGUGAGGCUGCUGAUUCUGCGGACAUUGUGCCCAUUGUGGUCGGUUGCGCCCUCGCUGCUCUGGUGGUGAUUGUGCUGAUUGCGUAUCUUGUUGGCAGGCGUCGCUCGCGCCAGAGCGGUUAUCUGUCUAUGUAAAUGACUAGCAGAAUCCACUGCACGCCUUGAUCAAUCAAUCGUUGCCACUCUCAGUCACAAGACAUGAAAUUUCUUAGCAAUAGUAGAUACAGAGAAAAAAUUUAUUCUAUAUUUUAUGGGGAAAAUGGAAUGUUUCGAAUGCUGCAAAAGACACAAAAUUUGUAGAAUGUGGCGUGCAGAGGAAUGAUGUGAUACAAGUGGGGGUACAAUUAUUAGAAUGGGUUUUGUAGCGAAUUCCAUUUUUGAUUGACUGAAUAUCUUUUUCAGUGGAAUGAUUGGUGCCACUUUUAAAAGCUAGUGCGAACUGAAUAAUGUUAAGCUUGCCCACACCAAAUUUUAGUUGCAAUAUUGUGAAAGAUUCCAUUGUUUAUGUUGGGUCUGAAAGUCAAUAAAGGACAUUUUGCAGA
Molecule: messenger RNA, 1482 nt
Organism: Neocloeon triangulifer
Lineage: Eukaryota; Metazoa; Arthropoda; Insecta; Ephemeroptera; Baetidae
Gene: Lamp1
Product: lysosome-associated membrane glycoprotein 1
Exons: 6
Coding region: 200-1075 (291 amino acids)
Cellular component (GO): membrane
Source: RefSeq, a predicted model, not a curated record